AACGGCACACUAUAAAUGUCUCUUCUCACUGAUGUGUACUCUUAUCUUCCUGUUCUGUUUUUUUUUCCCCUCAUUUGCAUUAACCCUUUCUUACCUCUUUAUGAACUUCUGGGCAUCCUCUUCUCAGAAGUGGUGGGAGACCAAUGUUACUCUGGACAUGGCCAGGAUGGAAAGGAACUAGCCAGACUUCUCCUUGGGAUGCUGAAGGGGCUUUAAAAGGUUUGUUGUGGCCACUGUCAGAAGCCUUCCCGGCUCCAACACUAACCCUUAACUUCCACCUCCACCCACUAAGACACCUGAGCAAAGGCGACAGCUGGGUUCAGGAAACCAUGCAUCAUGUCAGCAGGCGCCAACGGCCAACUUUAAACUCUGUUCAGCAUGUGGACGCGGCGCAGAAAUGAGCUGUCGGGACAAGCCAGGGCAACUCAUAAACUGGUUCCUCCGCUCGCUGUGCGUACCGAGGGUGCUGAAACUCUGGAGCAGCCGGCGCCCCAGGACCCGGAGGAACCUCCUGCUGGGCACGGCCUGCGCCAUCUACCUGGGCUUCCUGGUGAGCCAGGUGGGGCGCGCCUCUGUCCAGCACGGGGGGCCCGCGGAAAAGGGGCCGCACCGGAGCUGGGCCGCCCUCGAGGCCCCCUACCCUGAGAUACCCCUGGACGGCACUCUGGCCCCUCCCGAGGCCCAGGGCAAUGGGACCACGCUGCAGCCCAACGUGGUGUACAUCACCCUGCGCUCCAAGCGCAGCAAGCCCUCCAACAUCCGUGGCACGGUGAAACCCAAGCGCAGGAAGAAGUAUGCGGUGGCUCCUCGGGUUCAAGGACCCGAGGCUUUGGUCGGACCAUCCCUUCGGCCUCAGGAAGCUGCAAGGGCAGCUGAUGCUGAAGCGCCUGGGCACGUCCGGGGAGGAAACCUGGCCAAGGCUGGGGAGCGACCCUGGACGUGGAUCCGAGGUCCGGGAGCGCGAGGUGGGGGCGCAGAUGUGCAGUUGCCCAGGGCCAGGGAGAGCAACAUCAGGAUCUACAGCGAGAGCGCCCCGUCGUGGCUGAGCAGAGAAGACAUCGGCUGGAUGCGCCUGCUGGCUGAUGGCGCGGUGGUGGGUCUCCAGCCCGUCCGGUCCAGGAGCGGAGCGCGCCUGCUGGUGCUAGAGGAGACCGCCCGGCCCUCGGUGCCAGCCUGCGGCCCCAGCCCCUGCGGGCUGCUCAAGCAGCCUCUGGACAUGAGCGAGGUGUUUGCCUUCCACCUGGACAGGAUCCUGGGACUCAACAGGACCCUGCCUUCUGUGAGCAGGAAAUCCGAGUUCAUCCAAGACGGCCUCCCGUGUCCUUUCAUUCUCUGGGACUCAUCUUUAUCUCCAACAAGUAACGAGACCCACUCUUCUGUUAAGCUCACCUGGGGAACUUAUCAGCAGUUGCUGAAACAGAAGUGCUGGCAGAAUGGCCGAGUACCUAAACCUGAGUGGGGCUGUACUGAAAUACAUCACCACGAGUGGUCCAAGAUGGCCCUCUUUGAUUUUUUGUUACAGAUUUAUAAUCGCUUGGAUAUAAAUUGCUGUGGGUUCCGACCUCGGAAGGAAGAUGCCUGUGUACAGAGUGGACAGAGGCCAAAAUGUGAUGACCAGGGUGCUGUGGCUCUAGCCCACAUUGUCCAGCGAAAACAGGACCCAAGGCACUUGGUCUUUAUAGACAACAAAGGUUUCUUUGACAGAAGUGAAGAUAACUUGAACUUCAAACUGUUAGAAGGCAUCAAAGAGUUUCCCGAAUCUGCAGUUUCUGUUUUGAAGAGCCAGCACUUACGGCAGAAACUCCUUCAGUCUCUAUUUCUUGAUAAAGUUUACUGGGAGAGUCAGGGAGGUAGACAAGGAAUUGAAAAGCUUAUCGAUGUAGUAGAGCAGAGAGCCAAAAUCCUUCUCACCUACAUCAAUGCACAUGGGGCCAAAGUGUUACCUAUGAAUGAAUAACAAGAAGUCUUGAGGUUAGAGUUCUACACAUAUUUAUACAUUUUUGUUUUGGAAUCAAGUACAUCAACCUUGAGUCCUUUUAGGGAUGAGGCAGUGGAGAAGAAUACACAAACUAAAUGAAUUUAAUCAAGUAUAUAUGAUGAGCCUGAGCACUACAAGCAGACUUUAAAAGCUUUUACAAAUGCACUGCUGAAAAAAUAUCUGUUUACAUUUUCCUUUAACGUUAUGACCUGUGAGUCUCAACAUCUGAGCACAGAGUGGUUGCAAUUAUUAUCCCAGCUAGCUGUGUUAAAACAUCUGUCAUGUCAGUUAACAGGACAGUGCGAAUCAGAGGUGAUGACUCCUUUAAUAAACCAGAUUUGAUGCCAUUUUGCUGCUCUAACGCAAAUGGUUCUGGACGUCCUUCUGCUGCUAAUUGUUAGAACAGAGAGCUGGCUCAGCCCUACCCACAGGCAACUGUACGUUGGAAAACGGAGGUGUGUGAUCUGUAGAAAUCUCAGAGCCUACAGUAAUUCUUAGGAGAAAUGGUGGUUUAUUCGUAAAGCCCCCAGUGUAUAUUCUAUUAUAUCUAUAGAUGAUCAGCCAGCUCUGUGAUCCUAAGUGCAAGAAUCACAUUUUCCAUUCCUUUUUAGAAAUUCCUUUUCUAUACUGGCAACAAAAAAUGUAUUUUGUUGCCAGUAUAGAAACCAUCCACAUCCGAUGAUUUAUAUACCUUAGGUAGUUUUACUCUUUCAGUUUUGGUCCAACGUAUAUCUAGUGGCUUAGAAAUUCAACAAUUAUAAGGUAUUUACAUAUGUGAAAUUGUACUUACAGAGUGUCUCUUUGUUAGGUGGAUGUGCUCUCUUUUUACAUGUUUUGUCAUUUUUACAAAGGAUAUACUAUACUUUCUGUAUAUUUCAUUAAUGAUAGCGGAUUUGUUCUGUGUAAUUGUAUUUAAGCAGAAUUAAUUGAUAUUGUCCAGAUAUUGACCAUAGGACCAGACAUCGAAUGUGUUUAAAUAUAUUGUUUAGCUUAUUCUAAUAUGGAAAAUAUGGACAGCAAAAAUUAAAACCCAACUCUGAUUCUCCUCGAUGGAAGCACAUGACUGGAACUGAAACAGCAAAUUGGAGAACAUUUAGCCUCAAAUAAUUCUCUCCAAACUCUACCAACUUUUUAAUGAGGUGGAAGGACUUGAACACGUAAUAUUCAUGUGUUGAGUCUUCAUGUCCUUGGAGGUGUCCCCAUCAUGGUGUUUGAUAGAUGUUCACAUAGAGAUUUCAAAUCUUGGACAAAUCAUUAUUACCCUCCCCCAUCCCAACCCUUAUUAAGAAGCUAAUAUACUGACUUCUUUCCCUGAACUUUAAAAAUACAAUUUAAGAAUGUUUAGAUUGCAUUCUCUCCUCUGUUUUCUCAGUUCUGCAUGUUAUUCCUAAAGAGCACUUUGUUUUUGUGUUCUGAUCAAGACUUACUCAAUAUCACUGUAAAUUAGAAACAUUAAAGAAUUACAAUAAAGGCUAACAUAUCUAUAGAUUUUAAUUUAUACAAAUAUAUGAGGGCAAAUUGUCAAAAUAACAUGUUGAGUGCAAGAGAAUGUAGGCCAAGCAAAAAGGGAUCAUUUGAUCAUCUAAUUAUAACUUUUCUAGUCUCACAUUCAAGUCCUACUCUCAGCACCCAUCCUCUCUUCACUGUUCCCUCUCUAGCCCUGAGUGCCUCCCCCGUCCUACACAUUCAGAGUACUGUUGGACUUUCAUGAGUCUCCACUUCUACCUGCUGUGUUUGGGCUUUUUAAGAUCUCUUUAUGUCUCAAUAAUCAGCAUAUUAAUGAAAAAUUGGCCUAACAGAAGUCUGGAAAUCCAUACUCUACUUUAAAAUAACUCUUUGUCACGUUGCCUUAUACCUUGUCUUAUCAAGGUGGUAUAUUUGCAUUUUAAGAUGCUUUUUAUGGAAUAUAUCAUCUUAUCCAAAUUUGUGAUAUUGGUGCUGGGAAUUCCAGGUUCCUCAGAAGCGGCUUUAAUUUUGCAUUUCAAACUACACCACUUUGGGGCAGCUUGGUCCUCCCACUAGUGGGUCUGAUUGUUUAUUUGCCUCCAGUUUUUCUGAAAUGCCAAAUAUCAAAUGAAAGGUCCAGAAACACAUAUUUAUCUUAGUCACCAUUGCGUUUCAACAAUGUAUUUUGUUUUGGAAUCUGUGAAUAUUUCAUGCUGUAUUAUUUUUGAAUAAUGGAUGACUGAAGGCCAGACUUUUCAUUCUAAUAAGGAAUAUUCUUCUCUUACUGAAACAAUGGGAAAACUCUGUGCCUUUCACGUGUACUCAUUAUGCUGUGUUUUUGUUCACAUAGCACAUUAUGGGAUUUAUUUAUAACUUGAUAAAUUUAAAAUAGAGCAAUUUACCUGGGCAGACAUACAAAAGCUUAUUCUUAUGUGAUUAUUUUUAAGCUGAUGUUAUGAAAAUAAAUACAUAUAUAAUAAAAAUAUUAGAAAUUGAA
Messenger RNA from Hippopotamus amphibius kiboko, 4421 nucleotides. It is a transcript of the gene GASK1B, whose product is annotated as golgi associated kinase 1B. The record is from RefSeq and is a predicted model, not a curated record. The transcript is spliced from 5 exons. Gene Ontology annotation, cellular component: Golgi apparatus. Bases 398 to 1957 code for a protein of 519 amino acids. NCBI's taxonomy places the organism in Eukaryota, Metazoa, Chordata, Mammalia, Artiodactyla, Hippopotamidae.